AUGGACGGUACUGAUAGAGACGCUUUUGAACCGCGAAUUAUUCGUGCGAUGAACUCGCAAGCAAUCGGUAUGUCAAAUCCAGUUCUUAGCCAGCCGUCGUCGAUAUCACAAUCACCAGCGAGCUUUCAACCUAGAGCAGGCUCAACCGCUAACGGCAGUUUUGUGGCCCCUAGCGUCUCGCCAACUGGAUCUUCAGUAACUCCAUCUACCAACUUCCGUGUUGCACAGGCUUGUGACCGUUGUAGGUCGAAAAAGACACGCUGCGAUGGGAAACGACCUCAGUGUUCACAGUGUGCAGCAGUGGGCUUCGAAUGUAAGGUAAGCGAUAAGCUUUCCCGCCGUGCAUUUCCCAAGGGCUAUACGGAGACCCUGGAAGAGCGUGUGAGAGAACUAGAGGCAGAAAACCGUCGUUUGGUGGCAUUAUGCGAUCUCAAAGAUGAACAGCUGCAUUUGAUGUCACGAUACUCGUCUUCCAAAUCUCGCUUCGGAACGACUUCCUCUCCAGAGGACGAUCGUUUGCUACAACAACUGAGCUCCUCUAACGGUGGUUCGCUGCGUGUCAGUUCCACAAACCUUUAUCUUCUCAACAAAACCUCGCCUUCUGAAGAGGGAAAUGCUGGGAGCCAUAGAUGCCAGGUCUCUAAUUGCAGUGACUCGUCGCACCCGCAUCUUCAUGAAAAACCUGUGAGCACAAGCUUCACCGAUCCACAGGCUAUUUCCUUUGAACAAAACGAGGCGCCAGGACUACCGGCUGUUCAAGCUCUUUCCAAAAUGGCAAACCACGAGUAUUCAUCGCAACUGGCAUGUCUUGUUGCAUUAUCCAUACCGCGCUCGACUGAAGAGAUACUGUUUAUCCCAAGGCUACUGGCACGGUUGGGACAAGUCUUCGGACUAACGUCAAAGCAGUGUAUCUACACAGCUUCGCUAUUGGCAUCUUUGAAAGAGCCUGCGCAAGUGAUGGUUCCGAACACUGAUGGUCUCACACAACUAAGGGUAAAGAGUUUGUGGGAAAUUGAUGACUUAAUGUGGUUCUUCACGCAAAGUUGCAGGUUCAACCUUGAUUCGAGCAGCAAUCCAGAUACUCUGUCUUUUGUGGAAAUCGAGGACUUGAUAUCAAAGUAUUUUGAUAGCUGCCAUGCUUUUAUACCGGUUCUGAACGAGAACGAAUUUUACAACUACUAUUUCAAGUUCAAGGACGAUCUUAUCCGUGAUAAGGAGCUGUUUACUGAAUCAAGCGCAUCUUUUGCCCACCGCAGCAAAUCCAUAUCCUAUAAAAUUUUCGGCUGUAUUUUGAUGGUGGUAUGCCAGUUUGGAAUCAUAUUGAAAGUAAAAAGCGAAAACCUGGGGACAAAACAUAAGCUGAGCCGAAUCAUGAACUACUACAAUACUUCAAUUCCAGCGGUCAAAUCUAAUCCAUAUUUCACUGUCAAGACAACCUCUAUCAAAAUACUGCAGUUAAUGUCAUUGCUGUUAUUUUAUUUUUUGAACACGGGAGAUGUAUCAUCCGUUUAUGAGGUAAGAGGUAAGAUUGUUUCCAUGGCACAGCAAUUGAGACUCCACCGUUGCCCAAGUGCAGUUUUAGGCACCGAGGGUUCUACAAUGAGCAAGAACGAGCAAGGCGAUCGAAGGUUACUAUUCUGGGGCAUCUAUUAUUUAGACGUUUUCUCGGCACUACAAUUAGGUGUUCCGCGUUUGCUAAAAGAUCAUGAAAUUGAAUGUGCUCUACCGUUAAGCGAUAAUAGCAAAGAAGGUGUCACUUUAUCGGACCAAGUAGUAAAGCUUGAAGGGCAAGUUUCAGAGUUUUCUUUAUCGUUGUUACGCUUCUCAAAAAUUUUGGGUAACAUUCUGGACUCCAUUUUCAAACGAGGAAUGACCGCUGCUACUGCUCAACAGGUGGCUUUAAUUCAUGAAAAUGCCUUGGAUGACUGGAUGAGAAGCCUACCGCAGAAACUCAAGUUUCAACUUGAUGUGAAUGGAACAGUCGAUACCAAAGAGUUUAGCAGAGGUAAUGAGUGGGUACAGGAACAUGGACAAGGAGAUAAGAGAGCUCUCAUGAUACUAUAUUUUAUGAUAAAGUGUUUGGUACAUUUACCAGUGCUGGCCGCAAAACCUUUUUCGACAGGGCCACAGAAUGAGAUAGAAUCUGAGGACACUCUGAUAAGCGAUGAUUCAAGUAGAUCUGCAGACCGUUCCUCGUCCCAUGUACUCUUGCAGCAAGCCAUAAACACCUUUUUGAGCGUACAGUCUACUUUGGGAAACCGGUAUCUACCCCUUGCGAUAAACAUGCCAAGAAUUAAGUCUCAGUUUGCAUUACUGAGCGCUAAAGGUGCAUUAGAUUAUACCAAAGGUGGGACAUUAUUUCAAUACAGCAAGAAUUUGUUACUUGACGUGGUGAAAGAAGUUGAAGAUACGAAAAGACUCGAGAUUCCUGGCUCGCUGUCGUGGCAUAGCUUGAUCUUAUUAGAUAUGGCUAUCAAUGUCAUCUUACAGCCGCCACAAACCAGUCCAGAAAAACUGGACAAGCUUUUGGGGAAGCGUCUUCAAUAUUACAACAAGCUAAUGGGUCGGUCAAACAACAGUUCUGGCUCUAAAAGGAAGCAUGAAGAACAAAACGGUGGGAACUCACUAAAAUUGACGCCCGCAAGCUCGGAGUGCGAGUCUCCCGCUGAGAAAAAGGUCAAAACGGAACGCAAUGACAAACUCUUACCAAUUGGAGGGGAUACAAAACCUCCGCCGCAAGGAAGAGACUUUGGCUCCAGCACCAGGGCCAAUUUCGGCGGCAGUAAUGCCCAGAAUGCUAUUGCUGAAGCCUUUCAAUUCGAUACGGUGCUGAAUAGUAGCUCAUUCAGUAACACAGAUCUAAGUGCCUUUUUUACCGCAGAUGGAGGGGUUACGAACAUGGGAAGCGGUAUCUCAAGUUUAAACCUCGCCGGAGUGGGAAAUGGUGACUCCGCAAACAAUCACCAAAAUGGACCAGUUGCUCGCAACCAGCUUCAAACAUCUUUUGACGAUGGGCUAUUCAGGGUUCCAAGUAAUGGUGAUUUCUUGAAAGACUACUAUCGCGUACCUGGUGCAUCGUCUUCGCAAUUGAAUCUUAUCUUUUUGAACGCCCAUGCGGGUUCAGGAGGACAGGAUGCGUCUGUCCAUGCCAAAAACAGUAAUGACAAUAAUAUCAAUAAUAAUUUCAACGACCGUGGCAAUGAGACAGCGUUGAGCUCCGCUGCUGGAACGAAUCAAGCAUCAAUAUUGGCGCGGGGGUCUGGCUUUACAGUGGAUGCAUCGCUUGGACUGGCGCCCUUGUUGGCUUGGAGUCCAACUGGCGCUGAAAAUCACGAUGCUCGUACCGCGUCUUUGCCAAGUUCUUACGCCUCUGUCAACGCUGCAAUUCCAACCAGACAAGAUAAUCGGGGGGACGUUAAUUUUGAGUCGAUGGGAGACUCAAAACAGGAAAACGGGGACGAUACUGCAAUAACUAUGCCUGCAAGGGCGCAUCGCGGACCACGCCGGAGAUGGAACACAGCGUCCGGGGCCACGGAAUCUCCAACGCAGUAUUCUCAGGAAAACAAUAAUGAUAGCGAAGGUAACUUUCAAGAUUUGUUUCAAUGGCAAAAUUCUGGAUUUUAG
Messenger RNA from Lachancea lanzarotensis, 3624 nucleotides. It is a transcript of the gene CAT8, whose product is annotated as LALA0S03e00276g1_1. The coding region runs from base 1 to 3624 and encodes 1207 amino acids. The record is from RefSeq and is a predicted model, not a curated record. NCBI's taxonomy places the organism in Eukaryota, Fungi, Ascomycota, Saccharomycetes, Saccharomycetales, Saccharomycetaceae. Gene Ontology annotation, molecular function: DNA binding; DNA-binding transcription factor activity, RNA polymerase II-specific; zinc ion binding. Gene Ontology annotation, biological process: regulation of DNA-templated transcription; DNA-templated transcription. The transcript has a single exon.